GUGCGGCCCUCUUCACUGCCUAUGGCGCGUCUGCGGCAUCAUUCCUUCCUCACGACGCGGGUGUGAUAGCUGCUUCUACCCGUCAUUCCAGGCGUCUGAUGUUAAAAGGAAAAAGAUUAGUGAAAUACGUCGCCGUCUUGCAUCCCACGAAGUACGACGGGCAAGUGAUCGGCGACAAAGCGGCUUCGGGGAGAGUUAUUGUGAAGGCAGUGAGGUACUCUUCAACAAACUACGCUAUUUUUAUAAAGGUGGCUAUCUUCGACAUAAAGUCGGGAGGAAAGAUUCCAGUGGACUGCGCCGAUGGCGAUGAACUCGGAGCGCGCAGCACUCCUCUGCAUGCUGCUAUGUGCGGCACUCUUCACUGCCCAUGGCGCGUUUGCCUCAUCGUUCCUCCCACGCGACGCUGGAGCGAUUGCUGCGUCUGCCACUUCUGCCACCUCUACUCUUCACCCCAGGCGUCAGCUGUUAAAAGGAAUGAUAAUAGCGAGAUUCGGCGCCGUCUUGCGUCCCACGUGGCACCAGGGGAAAGUGAUCGGCGACAGAGCGGCUUCGGGGAGAAUUGUUGUCAAGGCAGUCAGGUACUCUGA
Closterium sp. Naga37s-1 is the source of this 587-nucleotide messenger RNA. Lineage: Eukaryota; Viridiplantae; Streptophyta; Zygnematophyceae; Desmidiales; Closteriaceae. The record is from the annotation of a GenBank genome assembly.